Molecule: messenger RNA, 551 nt
Organism: Dama dama (fallow deer)
Lineage: Eukaryota; Metazoa; Chordata; Mammalia; Artiodactyla; Cervidae
Product: histone H2A type 1-like
Exons: 1
Coding region: 50-442 (130 amino acids)
Cellular component (GO): nucleosome
Molecular function (GO): DNA binding; structural constituent of chromatin; protein heterodimerization activity
Source: RefSeq, a predicted model, not a curated record
CAGCCUUUACUCUUGUGCUCAGACGUUUUGUUGAGUUUUGCAAGUAACUAUGUCUGGACGUGGUAAACAAGGAGGCAAAACUCGAGCUAAAGCCAAAACUCGGUCUUCCCGGGCUGGUUUACAGUUUCCAGUCGGGCGAGUGCACCGCUUGCUCCGUAAGGGCAACUAUGCCGAGCGGGUUGGAGCCGGCGCUCCGGUGUACUUGGCGGCGGUGCUGGAGUACCUGACGGCCGAGAUUCUGGAGCUGGCGGGCAACGCGGCCCGGGACAACAAGAAGACCCGCAUCAUCCCGCGUCACCUGCAGUUAGCCAUUCGCAAUGACGAGGAACUCAACAAACUGCUGGGCAAAGUCACCAUCGCUCAGGGCGGCGUCCUGCCCAACAUCCAGGCGGUGUUGUUGCCAAAGAAAGCCGAGAGUCACCACAAGGCGAAGGGGAAGUAAAGCCUAGACAAAAGAAGAAACAGCUGCCUAAAGGCUCUUCUCAGAGCCAUCCAUAUUUUCAUAAAAAAAGCUGGUAGCCACGUUAUGCUGUGUGUGGUUAACUGUUUGC